GAAGAGACGCACACGGGGCCGCGUGUUCAUAACUGCAGGUGAGCGUACAUGAAUCCGCUACCGAUGUAUCACUGUUGUAUUUAACCAGCUAGAAGAUAAUGAUAUAUACCAAAGGCCGAGUAAAGCCUGCCUUUUGUCAUCUUGCACAUUGUGCCACCCCCUCCGCGCUGCAGUGGGAGCUCCCAGUCAGACAUGUCAGAUGUUGCUUGGAGAAGGGAAGCGAGAAGUAGGGAGAUAGCGAUCCUGCCAUUGCAUUCGGGCUGCUUUGCAGUCGGCUGGACGGCUCGAGACUAUAUAUUUGGGGCUUCGUGUCGGUCAGCUGAGGUCGAGAAAGGGAAAAAUCAAUAAAACAAUACAAAUAGAAAAAGAGAAAUCUUAUGAGAACACCGGCACUUCCAGGAAAAGUAUAAGAGCUCUCUCGGAACAAACUAGUGAACUUCGGACCGCUGCCCUGAGCGCUUUCGUCCGCCCGACACUCUCCGCGAUGGUGUCCGGUGGCGUCCUGUGAAAACUCACACCCCGGCUGCUGCGGCGGGGGCAGCAGACUUACAGAAACGUCGUUUUAACGGGAAACAAAAAGAAGGAAUUUUGCCGAUCUGCUCUGGAGUACUGUUAACAAUAAACUUCGCUGCGAUCGAAGGAAAGCGACAAAAUGUCUGCCAAGGCUGCUUCUAACAAGAGUGCAGCAAUGGAGGAAACUGUGAUCUGGGAGCAGCAUACAGUGACCUUACACAGGGCACCAGGAUUUGGAUUUGGCAUUGCUAUUUCAGGAGGAAGGGAUAAUCCACAUUUUCAGAGUGGUGAAACUUCUAUAGUUAUAUCAGAUGUAUUGAAAGGAGGCCCAGCAGAAGGAUUGUUACUAGAGAAUGACAGAGUUGUUAUGGUUAAUGCUGUUUCAAUGGAUAAUGUGGAACAUGCUUUUGCAGUUCAGCAGCUACGAAAAAGUGGCAAAAAUGCUAAAAUUACAAUCAGGAGAAAAAGGAAGGUGCAAAUUCCAGUAGCAAGACCAGAACGUGAAACAGUCUCUGAGCAAGAAGAUGACAGCUAUGAGGAAGAUGCCUAUGAUGAGACAAGUGGCAGAAGUGGUCCUAGCGCUUAUAGUGGGGGACGGAGGAGUGAGCGGAGCACUGCAAGAAGAGACCGCAGUGCCAGCCGAGAACGAAGUCUGUCACCACGAUCAGACCGGCGAUCAGUAGCAUCCAAUUUACCAACCAGACCUGCUAAAGUGACUCUGGUGAAGUCAAGAAAAAAUGAAGAGUAUGGGCUGCGGUUAGCAAGUCAUAUUUUUGUGAAGGACAUAUCUCCAGAGAGUCUUGCAGCAAGAGAUGGCAAUAUCCAGGAAGGAGAUGUGGUACUGAAAAUAAAUGGCACUGUGACUGAAAAUCUUUCCUUAACGGAUGCUAAGAAACUAAUAGAACGGUCAAAGGGUAAGCUUAAAAUGGUAGUUCAGAGAGAUGAACGUGCAACACUUCUCAAUAUACCUGAUCUUGACGACAGCAUUCCUUCUGCAAAUGCUUCAGACAGAGAUGACAUUUCAGAAAUUCAUUCACUGGCAUCAGACCAUUCCAACCGAUCUCAUGACAGACCCCGCCGAAGUCGCUCCCGAUCUCCUGACAGGAGGUCAGAGCCUUCAGAUCAUACCAGACAUUCUCCACAGCAAGUCAGCAAUGGCAGCAGCCUUACAAGUCGUGAACCAGGAGCAGUAUCAACUCCUGUUAAGGGGUCAGAAGAACCUGUAGUUUCAAAACUUGUGGAGCAACCAGUUGUUAAAAUUGUAGAAGAAAGAACAGAAAAGCAGAUCCCUCCCAUUCCUGAACCUAAGCCUGUCUAUGCACAACCUGGCCAGCCAGAUGUAGACCUGCCUGUCAGCCCUUCAUGCUCCAUUCCUGCACCCUAUCCCAAUGUUCCUCAUGAUGAGAGCAUUUUAAGGCCAAGCAUGAAAUUGGUUAAAUUUAAGAAAGGCGAAAGUGUUGGAUUGCGAUUAGCUGGUGGCAAUGAUGUUGGCAUAUUUGUAGCUGGUGUUUUGGAAGAGAGUCCUGCUGCCAAAGAAGGACUUGAAGAAGGAGAUCAAAUUCUCAGGGUUAACAAUGUUGAUUUUGCCAACAUUAUUCGUGAAGAAGCGGUUUUGUUCCUUCUAGACCUUCCUAAAGGUGAAGAGGUUACUAUCUUGGCUCAGAAGAAGAAAGAUGUUUAUCGUAGGAUAGUUGAAUCAGACGUAGGAGAUUCAUUUUAUAUCAGAACCCAUUUUGAGUACGAAAAGGAGUCUCCUUAUGGCCUAAGUUUCAACAAGGGGGAGGUGUUCCGUGUGGUAGACACCCUCUAUAACGGAAAGCUUGGCUCGUGGCUGGCAAUUAGAAUUGGUAAAAAUCACCAAGAGGUUGAAAGAGGCAUAAUUCCUAAUAAGAACAGAGCUGAACAAUUAUCCAGCGUUCAGUACACACUACCAAAGACAGCAGGUGGUGACCGAGCAGAUUUCUGGCGAUUCCGUGGUCUUCGCAGCUCAAAGAGAAAUCUGAGGAAAAGUAGAGAAGAUCUUUCAGCCCAGCCUGUCCAAACAAAGUUCCCUGCAUAUGAAAGAGUUGUGUUAAGAGAAGCUGGCUUUUUGAGACCUGUUGUUAUCUUUGGCCCAAUUGCGGAUGUGGCCCGUGAGAAGCUGGCAAGAGAAGAACCUGAUCUAUUUGAGCUGGCAAAAAGUGAACCAAGAGAUGCAGGCACUGAUCAACGUAGCUCUGGAAUUAUUCGUCUUCAUACAAUUAAGCAGAUCAUUGACAGGGACAAGCAUGCUGUCUUGGAUAUCACACCAAAUGCUGUGGACCGAUUAAACUAUGCACAGUGGUAUCCUAUAGUGGUAUUUUUGAAUCCAGAUUCAAAGCAGGGGGUUAAAAACAUGAGGACCAGACUGUGUCCUGAAUCAAGAAAAAGUGCCCGGAAGCUUUAUGAAAGAGCACUAAAAUUAAGAAAGAACAACCAUCAUCUUUUUACAACAACGAUUAAUAUGAACUCAAUGAAUGAUGGUUGGUAUGGAGCACUUAAAGAGGCGACACAGCAGCAGCAGAACCAGCUGGUCUGGGUCUCGGAAGGCAAAGCUGAUGGGGCUCCAGAGGAUGACUUAGAUUUGCACGAUGACCGUCUGUCUUACCUUUCUGCUCCUGGUAGUGAAUAUUCAAUGUAUAGCACAGAUAGUAGACACACAUCUGACUAUGAAGACACAGAUACUGAAGGAGGUGCCUACACUGAUCAGGAACUCGAUGAAACCCUCAAUGAUGAAGUAGGGCCUCCACCAGAGUCCGCUAUAACAAGGUCUUCAGAGCCUGUGCGUGAAGAUCCACCCGUUAUCCAAGAUGGACAGGUUUUCCCAACAUAUCAACCUCAAGGUCAACCAGACCAUAUUCCCAGGUCUGAUUCCACUGGAUUCAAGCAGGCACCUCAAUCUAAAGCAGAGACUGUUCCUGUUGUCCCUAACCUGCCCCAUCAGCCUGAACCAAUUCCUGUAAUGUCAGCACCCCCUGCUGUUAAUCAUCCACUUUACGUACCUGGUAUGACUGUAGAGGAGCCCCUACCAGCUCCUCAAAGCUCCUACAGUCCCCAGACUGGUUUAUUUAGGAAGCCUGUUCCUGAGCACUCUCAUCCAAUACUAAAUGAGCUGGAGCAGUCAGAACCACUUCAAUCAGAUCAACCAAAGAUGUAUAAAAAAGAUUCUUAUACUGUGGACGACACAGCAAGACCUAAUCAUGCAACUAAACAGCCUGUUGUGGGUCCUCCAGCACAGAGAUAUGAAAAAGAGCCUUCUUUGAACUAUGAACCGCAGUCUCAGUAUCAGGAUGAACAGCCAUACAGAGGAUAUGAAAAGCCUCCAUAUAGAUAUGAUUCCAAAGGAAACUAUAUGGACCCCAGAUCACGGAGCUUUGACAGUCACUUGCAUUUUGAAAACCGUGUGCCUCAUUAUGAUGACCAGUGGCCACACUUUGAACAAAAUCCCUUGCACGUAUAUAAUACAAGAGCACCGUAUGAGAACCAGCAUCCACAAGAGAGUGACCCAAGGCUACACUAUAAAGAUAGAUCUGAGAUGGAAUUCAUUCCCCCACAUCAUCAUUAUGAAGAUUCUCCUCCUCCAGAAUAUGACAGUAGAACACGUUUUGAACAGUCUGUGAAUUUUGGAAAGCCAACAUCACGAUAUGAAGAGCCAACUCCUGUUGUGUAUGAUCCAAGGCCCAGAUAUGACUCUGAGCCAAAUGCCUUCCCACAGCCUGAACCAAAACCUUAUAAUGAAGCACAAACAAGGCCUUACGCUCAAGGGCCACCAAGGUCUUAUAAACCUGGACAAUAUGAGCCAGUUAGCAGUACAGAUGUCCCCUUUCCUCCUCCUCCUCCACCACCAGCACAGCCUCAGGUUAAAACUGAUUUUUCCACCAUAAAGCCUCUUCCUCCACCUACAAUGGCUGAACAAGAUGAUGAUCCAGCCAUGAAGCCACAAUCUGUGCUCACCAGAGUAAAGAUGUUUGAAAAUAAGAGAACAAUGUCAGUGGACAGAACAAAGGAGACUGGAGACGCAUCAACGGCACGGCCAUCUGAUGUUCCUUCUAAGUCUGUGGUGGGUCCAACUACUGUUCCCAAGACAAAUUCAUUGGGUCACCUAGAUCAAGAAAGAGCCACAUUCAGGGCUCCUGAACCACAAAAACCCCAGCCAAAACCAUCAGACGACAUUGUGCGAUCCAAUCACUAUGAUCCUGAUGAAGAUGAGGAAUACUAUCGAAAACAGCUUUCAUACUUUGAUCGCCGAAGCUUUGAUAGCAAAGUAGCUCCUCAAACUACUGUUAAUCGUUUCCCUGAUGCUCCAAAGCCAUUACAAUCUCAAAUGCAAACAAACUACUCUAAUUUUUCAACAAGGGGGAAUAAACUUGUAGAGAAUGAACCAACAGACAAAAUUAUUGUUCCUGACAAAAGAUUUGACCCAGUGUCUCCAAUUAGCCCUCCUGCCUCCCAGUUUGGCCAUUCUUUUUCAAACUCCUCUGUACCUCCUGCAGUACUCCCCAAGCCACCACUAUCUGAAGCCUCAGUACCCUUAGAUCCACCAGGCUCCCCUAAGACCAAGCCAGAGCCAUCUUUACAGGCAAAACCAGUCAUAUCAAGGAUCAGCAGUCGAGAGGAAACCGUGCAAUCAAAUUAUCUUCCACAAAAAAGUUUCCCUGAAAAAACUCCAAUUAAUGGAACUGAACAGCCAGUGAAAUCAUAUAAUCGCUUCACACCAAAGCCUUAUACAAGUUCAGCAAGGCCCUUUGAGCGUAAAUUUGAGAGUCCGAAAUUCAACCACAACUUAUUACCCAAUGAUGUUCAACAAAAGCCAGACUUUAUUGCAAAGCCACAGACUGUUACACCUCAGCCAGCAACAAAACCACAGAACUCUUGUCAGUCAACGGAGUUGGAAAUUGGAAUGGAUACGUUCUCACGGACAGCAGAAGGCAGACCAAAAUUUCAGCAAAAUAACAUCAAUGCUGUGCCCAAGGCCAUUCCUGUAAGUCCAAGUGCUCUGGAGGAUGAAGAUGAUGAUGAAGGACACACAGUAGUUGCAACAGCAAGAGGCAUUUUCAAUAGCAAUGGCGGUGUCCUGAGUUCAAUUGAAACUGGAGUCAGUAUUAUAAUUCCUCAAGGAGCUAUCCCAGAUGGGAUUGAGCAAGAGAUCUACUUCAAAGUAUGCAGAGACAACAGCAUUCUACCUCCACUCGACAAAGAAAAAGGUGAAACGCUACUCAGCCCCUUGGUGAUGUGUGGACCUCAUGGACUGAAGUUCCUGAAACCUGUGGAGCUGCGCUUGCCUCACUGUGCGUCUAUGACCCCUGAUGGUUGGUCUUUUGCUCUAAAAUCCUCCGACUCCUCGUCGGGUGACCCUAAAAGCUGGCAGAACAAGUCCCUUCCUGGAGAUCCCAACUAUCUUGUGGGUGCCAACUGCGUGUCUGUUCUGAUUGACCACUUCUGAAAGGAAAGCAGCUGGCCUGCUGCUGAAUGUGAAAGCUGGGACUGUGCCCUUUCAGGGAUAGACCUCCUCCAAGUAUUAAUUGUUCAGAUGAAUAUGGAUUAUGGAAUUGAGAGGAAAAAAGAAACAAUUUUCAGGUUCUCUUUUAAGUGCUGUUGUUCUUUGGUGCUUAAAAGUUUGCAAAGAACUUAACUUUUGAACCUUUGUUCAGAUGCAUGCCCUGUGCCACAGCUUUUUUUUUUUUCUUUCCUUUUUUAAAUAUAUAAAUAUAUAUAUAAUGCAAAGUUUCCUACCCGAGCUACUUUGCCUGAACUUAAGUUAGACAGUAGAAUACUGAAAAGAAGGAAUAUUACUUUUAAACUAGAGCAUAAUUAUUUAAAACUGCGCGACAGAUGUGCCAGUGGUGUAUGGAACUGCAAAAUUUUUACAAAUUCUUCCAUUGAGGGUUAUACUAAAAUAAAACAAAAGGAAUGCAUUUGGGGGAUUGUCAGAUACAGUUGGUAGAAAUGUAACAAGGCUGUGUCUGUACUUGACACUAAUCAUUUUACAAUAUUUUACCUUAGAAAGCAUAUGAUGUUUUAUUAGCAUUGGAAUUCUCCCAGUUGAAGGGAACUAUGCAUGUGCUGUUACUUUGGUUCCGGUGCCUGCCUGCUCAGUUGUGUACAUUUAACACAGAUAAUAAUAUUAUAUUAACAAGCAGGGAUGCCUUACCCGAUUUAUUAUUUUUUAUUAGUAAGGUUUUUCGUACUGGGAAAUCUUUUCAUUUAUUUUUUAAAACGUUAUUUUCAUAAUUUAUCAAAACUGUUCUUUUUCCCUUUUCUUUCCAUUACUGUACAAAGGAAAUGUGGGUUGAGCACACACAGUAAGACGGUUGAAGGUUAGAAAAGCGAACUCGGCUCCCUACACCUUACCCCAGCCUACUAUGCAUUGGAAAUAGAUGCUAAUAGUUUGCUUGUACAUAUUGCUAGCUUAACGCCUUGGUUCUUGGUUUGUAAAUUAACUUUUUUGUACAUCUUUGUUAUUUUGUAUAAAACAAAAGUGGAAAAAAAAAAACACAAUUUCUAAAAAUGGAUAACUUUGUAUUCUGGUAUACCCUUGAGCCUUGAAACUUGUAAUCUUAGCAGUAGGCAGUCUGGCUUUUCUACAAGUAUAGACACACUGAAGUGACAUCCAGAUUUCUAACCGUCACAAAACCUUUUUAUGCUUAUUUACAAAGAAGUGCUUGGAUCAAAUGAAAACCGUUCUCUAAUAAUAAGGGUAUACUAUGAAAAGAAGUGUUCCCUUUUAAUAAUUUGUGAUACUGGAUGACGUACUUGGUGCCCUAAAAUGUAUUUUUGUACUAAUAGUUUAUUAUGGCACUACAGUACUAUUUUCUUUAGAUUAUAUAAUAACACUGCUUUAAACAAAUAUUAACUAUUCUUCACGUGUGGCUGGUUUUUUUUUUUUUUUUUUUUCUUUUUUGCAACACGUUUCUUAAGUAUACCACUGUAUUGGAUAAUAAAACAAUAAAUUUGA
Erpetoichthys calabaricus (reedfish) is the source of this 7486-nucleotide messenger RNA. It is a transcript of the gene tjp1a, whose product is annotated as tight junction protein 1a. Gene Ontology annotation, biological process: establishment of endothelial intestinal barrier; positive regulation of blood-brain barrier permeability; cell-cell junction organization. The transcript has 28 exons. The coding region runs from base 653 to 5974 and encodes 1773 amino acids. Gene Ontology annotation, molecular function: cell adhesion molecule binding. Gene Ontology annotation, cellular component: bicellular tight junction; plasma membrane. Lineage: Eukaryota; Metazoa; Chordata; Cladistia; Polypteriformes; Polypteridae. The record is from RefSeq and is a predicted model, not a curated record.